Babesia ovata is the source of this 453-nucleotide messenger RNA. RefSeq names its product glucarate dehydratase, putative. The coding region runs from base 1 to 453 and encodes 150 amino acids. The transcript has 2 exons. NCBI's taxonomy places the organism in Eukaryota, Apicomplexa, Aconoidasida, Piroplasmida, Babesiidae. The record is from RefSeq and is a predicted model, not a curated record.
AUGGAAGCCACGAGAGUUGUCCCAGAAGUUGCAGGCGUAGGGGUAGUCGGCGUGGUCGAAGCCUCUGCCGUUACCGCAAAUGGUGGUGAGCAGGGCGCUGCAGCGGUGCGUGACAAGGCUGAGUGCGCCUGGGAUGGAUCCCAAGCAAUGCUUGACCACUGCAUCACCCUCGCCCCUGAACAGGACGUUGCAAUGCGCCUGCACGCGCUCAUAGAGCACGGAGUAAGGAAGCCCUGCGAACCACGCGAGAAUGUCCCUGACGGUGCCGGGGUAGCACUUGAGGUAUUCGUGGAGUUCGUCGAGAGGCUCCAUGAUAUUAUCGGUGAGCUCUCUAAUCUUCUGGCCGCUGCAGUCACUGUCGUUCCUGAGCUCGCCGUCCGGAACGCCCGCCGAGGUGACCCGGUAGCCGCGUUGCUGGAGGAAGGCGCCCAGGGGGGUGAAUGGAUUUAUUAA